AUGGAAAGAGUUGCAUUGCAAACUCUGCCUUCUGCAGUGAUGAACUCGGCAGCCCUCCAGGGUCCCAUCAUUCAAGACCAUAUAUACGUCAACUGUGAGUCCGUGGCCAUGGGCAAAGAAACAACACCUCAUAUGUGCAUGUCUCCUCCUUUUAGGGAGGAAGGUGAACGCCUCUUUCUUGUUGCCGAGUCUAGUCUGCGAGAGCUCCUGUCGGAAUUCUUGUGCUGUGGUGUCAGUGAGCUUACCACCACGAUAAAGCCAAGAGGGACAUGGGUACAAGCUACGACAACGUGCAGCUGCGGCAGGAAGCGAAUCUGGUCUAGUCAACCCUGGGUCGGAAGCAGACCUUUGGGCAACGUGCUGCUGUGUACGGCCAUACUGUUUUCUGGGAUGAACGUGGCAAAGGCUCUUCGCAUGUUUGAAAUGUUGAGGGUGCCAGCACUGUCCAAGUCGCAGUAUUACAGGACCCAGAAGGAGUACCUCAUUCCCGCUGUCAGUUAUGUUUAUCAGACUAGACAGAAGGAACUCCUUGGACAGCUGCAGCCACGUCCCCUAACCAUUGCCGGAGAUGGGAGAUGUGAUUCUCCUGGACACACUGCCCUCUAUGGAACCUACACCCUGCUCGAGACCACUGCCAACCGCAUAAUACACUUUGAAUUGGUCAAGGCAACCGAGGUAUCGAGCAGUAAUGCCAUGGAGAAGCAUGGGUUACAGAGGUGCCUGGCAUUCCUUGAAUGGAAUGAUAUGGUCGUAGACACCCUUAUUACAGACAGACACACUGGAAUCAAGGCGAUGAUGAGGGACUGCUGCCCCCAGAUAAAACAUCGCUUUGAUGUGUGGCACGUCGUCAAAGGGGUAAAGAAGAAGCUAUUGGCACUUGGCCGCUCUGCAAGCCAUCAAGUGGUGAACUUGUGGGUUGAUAGCCUCGUUCGCCAUGCCUACUGGUGCCCAAAGACGAGUGGAGGAGACGGCGACCUUUGUCUUGCAAAGUGGAUGUCGGCCCUCAACCACAUUGUGGACGUCCAUGAGCAUGAUGAUCCCGUCUACCCAGUUUGCUACCAUGGUGCGACCUCGGAACCCCGUGAGUGGUUGAAGGAAGACAGUGAAACUUACAGGAAGGUCACAGACAUUAUUGCAGCACCUGCCCUCCUCAAGGACAUCCCUCAGCUGUCCUCCCAAGACCAAACGUACGGUCUGGAAGCCUUCCACAGCGUCAUGCUGCACUUCACGCCAAAGACAUUUUCGUUCCAUGAUGAGGGAAUGCUAGCCAGGACACAACUGGCCGUACUUCACUAUAACGAAAAUGCCGACCGUGCGCAAUUGGAAAAAGAGGGGUCCAAGCAGUACCGCCUGAAGCCUUCAAAGGUUAAGAAGGCAUGGCUUGUGGUACCUGUGAAGGAAGAUGCAACGUACGAAUAUGCGACGGCACUUACAGCAGAGGUGUUACGUCGCAUCAAACAGAAACACAAAGAACCACCAGCAGUGGAAGCUCGCCCAGCACGGUCAGCCUCUUAUGGUGAAAGGCCAACCUUGGAAGAAGCUAUGGAACGUUUUCAAUCAAGGUUCCGGAAGUAAAUGUGGCUCCCUACUGGCAAUAAAAUUUGACAGCCGACCAGGAUGCACCAGCCUUGAUUCCAGCAACAAAAACGGCCCUUUUCAGGGCCACCCAACUUUUGCCACAAGAGGCUUUGCCUGCGUGCAGAUGACCCUUUCAGAGGAACAUUAUAGAAUGAUAGCCUUAUUGAUUUUUUAUACACCAAGAACAUGAAAUAAUAUCUGUUCUUUCCUUUCUUUCAGGAGCAUACACCUGCAACACCAGGGAACGUAACCACAGUGGCUGCCUACAAAAUGUAUCCUAACAAGGAAUAAAUGUCUAGGAAGAGGAAAACAAAGGAGAGACUUGCAUAGCGUAUUAGUACACCAGAUAUGGA
Ornithodoros turicata is the source of this 1931-nucleotide messenger RNA. RefSeq lists its product as uncharacterized. NCBI's taxonomy places the organism in Eukaryota, Metazoa, Arthropoda, Arachnida, Ixodida, Argasidae. The transcript has 8 exons. The coding region runs from base 1 to 1575 and encodes 524 amino acids. The record is from RefSeq and is a predicted model, not a curated record.